Molecule: messenger RNA, 2023 nt
Organism: Stegastes partitus (bicolor damselfish)
Lineage: Eukaryota; Metazoa; Chordata; Actinopteri; Pomacentridae
Gene: tsn
Product: translin
Exons: 6
Coding region: 82-765 (227 amino acids)
Biological process (GO): RNA metabolic process
Molecular function (GO): single-stranded DNA binding; sequence-specific DNA binding; RNA binding
Source: RefSeq, a predicted model, not a curated record
UCUCGUGCACGUUGAUGUGUUACUAAAUUAGCGGCACGGGUCUUCGUCGGUACCGAGCGGACAGUUUGACUCAGAUCAGAAAUGUCGGUCACGGAGAUGUUCAGCUACAUCCAGGGCUUCCUGAGCGCCGACCAGGACGUCCGAGAGGAUAUCCGUAAGGUGGUCCAGACCUUGGAGCAGACUGCCAGAGAAAUACUGACAGUACUUCAAAGUGUCCAUCAACCAUCUGGAUUUAAAGAAAUUCCCAGUAAAUGCACAAAGGCGCGGGAGUUGUUCUGCACAGUCAGGACACAGAUUGCAGACCUGAAAACAAAAUUUCCUGUGGAGCAGUAUUACAGGUUCCACGAACACUGGCGGUUUGUUCUGCAGCGUUUGGCUUUCUUAGCAGCCUUUGUUGUCUAUCUGGAGACUGAAACUCUUGUGACUCGGGAGGAGGUGGCUCAGAUACUCGGGAUUGAAGUGGUACGAGAGAAAGGCUUUCACCUGGACGUGGAGGACUACCUGGCAGGUGUUCUGAUCAUGGCUAGCGAACUGUCACGCUUGGCCGUGAACAGCGUCACAGCGGGAGACUACAACCGGCCGCUGCGCAUCUCCAACUUCAUCAACGAGCUGGACUCUGGCUUCCGUCUGCUCAACCUGAAGAACGACCCGCUCCGGAAGCGGUACGACGGCCUCAAGUACGACGUGAAGAAGAUCGAGGAGGUGGUUUACGACUUGUCCAUCCGCGGCCUGGCCAAGGAGCCCGAGUCUGUCGGGGACAAAUAGAGCGCCGAGGACCUGAUGGGCUGUGGGAGAAGGAGGAGGAAGCCGCCCCGAACUGGGACCUCUCCGCGGCUGCUGCAGAUUCGAGACCUUAACCCACCUGGAAGGCAAGACCCAGGGAUCUGCCUGAGGUCCCCAGCAGCUGAGGACAGACUGUAUGAGUAUGUGUGUUUGUGUAUGAGCGUGUAUUUGUGCGAAUGCAUGCAUGAGAAGUGCUUCAGAUAGAUGGCAGUCUGUCGGAUGGGUAGCAGAGACGGUGACACCCUCGUGCAGAGCCUUAAGAUCAAAGGUUCGAUUUGUUGCUGGUUUUGGAAAAUGUGUUCUCAGCUUCAUCUAAUUCCUGUGUUACUGUUUCACUGAGCUGGUUUUGCAGCUGUUCGGUCUAAUUUGCAACAGUCAGCAUCCUAUUAUUGAAUCGUGAUGUAUUGAUGUUUAAUUUGUUCAAGAAGACAGAUUGCUCAGAGUGAGGUGUUGCAGCCUUAAUUUCUGUAGUUGUUUUUGUUUGUUUUUCUUUCCAGGAAAAAAAGAAAAGGGGAAAUGUGUUUGUGUUGAGUUGGUGGUAUUUUGUAGGAAAUAUGUUUUUUUUUUAAAAAUGGAUCCAUCCAAACUGAGAUCCAGGAGCCUCAUUUAUGAAGAACAAAUUUGAUGCAACAGUCAGAUGACUAAGUCUGGAUUCCAACAGCCAAUCAGUGCUCCCGAUUUUGAUCAGUUCUGACUUUAAAAACAAAACCUUGGAUUUGGAUCCUUUAAUUUUUUUUAUAAAUGAGGCUUGAGCCAAAGAAAUGAAAAAGAUGCACUUCACCUGAUAUAAAGCUACUGUGAUUAGUUAGAUUUCUGUCUUUUUUUCCACUAAAAAAGUAAAGAACUCCUGCAGAACAGUGUCAAUGAAGAUGUCCGUUGAGCCAUUUCAAUAUUUUGGUUCUCUGGUGAUGAAGCUUUGUCUGGAAACACAAAAUAUUCAGAAUGUCAUGUACUGCAUGUUGUAUGUUCUUUUUAAAUUUUCUCGUUUUUUUUUUUUUUUCACCUAAUAUGACUCGAAGGUUCGUUUCUCUUGUGGACAUCCAUGCUUCUGUUUGCUUCAAUAUUGCAGUGGAGCUGGACUGUAGUUUCAAGAAAUAACUCACAUUCACUCUCUUAACAAUUUGUGCUUUUGUUUCCUGGAGUGAUAAGGUGCAUUCCACUUGUACAAUGUGUAUUCCUGUCUUUGAAGUCCUAAAGAUGCGCAAAAUUACAAAAACAAAUAAACAGAUUCUACAUUUCA